Molecule: messenger RNA, 1738 nt
Organism: Pundamilia nyererei
Lineage: Eukaryota; Metazoa; Chordata; Actinopteri; Cichliformes; Cichlidae
Product: cytochrome P450 3A40-like
Exons: 13
Coding region: 168-1664 (498 amino acids)
Molecular function (GO): oxidoreductase activity, acting on paired donors, with incorporation or reduction of molecular oxygen; heme binding; iron ion binding
Source: RefSeq, a predicted model, not a curated record
GAUAACUGACCCACCACUGACCUCUUUUUUUCUUUUCUUUUCUUUUUUUUUUUUACAGCCUAGCUGAUAAUUUGUCAGUCUCCUCCCAUCAUGGAGUGGCUUUAAGAUCAGGCUCCCAGCGCGUUUCCUCAGUCCCUUUUCCAGCGUUUUCAGGAAGAAAGUCUAAAAUGUUUUUCACAUUAUUUUCACCAACCACUUGGACGUUGCUGGCGAUCGUGUUUACCCUGCUUUUGCUGUAUGGAAUUUGGCCAUAUCGUUUUUUCAAAAAGCUGGGGAUACCUGGACCAUCGCCUCUCCCUUUUGUUGGAACAGGGCUUGGCUUUAAAAAGGGAAUUCUUGCUUUUGACCAAGAGUGCCAUGCGAAGUAUGGGGACAUCUGGGGGUUGUACGAUGCAAGAACACCGGUUUUAAUGGUGGCUGACCCUGAGAUUAUUAAAACUGUCACUGUGAAGGAGUGCUACACUGUGUUUACCAACCGCAGGGAUUCUGGUUUUAUGAAUGGACCUCUGGAUGAUGCAGUUUCAGUAGUCAAAGACGAGAGGUGGAAAAGAAUUCGGAACACCGUGUCCCCAUGCUUCACCAGUGGAAGACUGAAACAGGUUUAUCCCCUUGUUGCUCGCUAUGCAGACCGACUUGUUGCUAAACUUGAGGAAACAAAUUUGGAUGAACCCAUCAAUGUCAAACAGUUUGUGGCUCCUUACAGUUUAGACACUGUGACCAGUGCUUCUUUCAGCGUGGAGACAGACUCCAUAAACAAUCCAAAUGAUCCUGUGAAUGUGCAGGUCCAGAAGGUCCUUAACUUCAAAUUUUGGCCUAUACUUUUCCUAAUGAUUUUUCCCUUUGGUAAACAUCUGCUGGAGCUCCUGAAGAUUGAAAUCAUGCCCAAAGACAGCAUUGACUUUUUCUACAACAUCAUUAAGAGAUUUAAAACCCAGCAUCGUGAAGAUGAAUCUGCCCGAGCAGACUUCCUGCAGGUGUUAAUUCAGAGUGAGAUCCCAAAAAAGGAGUAUAAGAAUGAUGAAGAGCAGCCAAAUAAAGGUUUGACUGAACAUGAGAUCCUUUCCCAGGCCUUGGUCUUUAUCUUGGGAGGCUAUGAGACCACCAGUACCACUCUUACAUACAUGCUUUAUAAUCUGGCCACCAACCCUGAUGCGUUGCAGACCUUACACAAAGAAAUUGAUGCUAAGCUGAAGAAAGAUGCACCCAUUUCUUAUGAGGAGCUGACCGACCUGCAAUACCUGGACCAUGUUAUACUCGAGUCAUUGCGUUUGAUUCCCACUGGCCCUCGGCUCGACAGGACAUGCAAAAAAACUGUGCAAGUGCAUGGCCUCACCAUCCCUGAAGGAACCGUAAUUGGGAUUCCUGUGUGGCUGUUGCACAAAGACCCACGCUACUGGAACUCACCUGAGCUUUUCAGACCAGAGAGGUUCAGUAAAGACAGCGGGGAGGAGGUGAACCCAUAUGCGUACAUGCCGUUUGGACUCGGCCCUCGUAACUGCGUUGGGAUGCGCUACGCCCUCCUCGUCAUGAAGAUGAUUAUUGUCCGUCUCUUGCAGAAGUACACUUUGGAAACGUGCAAAGAGACCAUGAUUCCACUUCAGUUUGACUGGAAGUUUCAGCCAGUUCAGCCUGUAAAACUCAAGAUUGUUCCCAGAAAUCAGUAAUCUAAGAGGGAACAUCUUCAAAUCCCAUCAAACAUGUUAUUUUAUGCUUUUGCUUUAACGUGAGGGAACUGCUG